Molecule: messenger RNA, 3641 nt
Organism: Panonychus citri (citrus red mite)
Lineage: Eukaryota; Metazoa; Arthropoda; Arachnida; Trombidiformes; Tetranychidae
Gene: melt
Product: protein melted-like
Exons: 4
Coding region: 606-3341 (911 amino acids)
Biological process (GO): regulation of signal transduction
Cellular component (GO): plasma membrane
Molecular function (GO): phosphatidylinositol-5-phosphate binding
Source: RefSeq, a predicted model, not a curated record
UCAUCCCUUUCUCUUCCAUCCUCUUCUAAAUUUCUCUUUCUUUUUUCUCUUUCUUUCUGUUUCUCUUUCAACCGGAUUGACGACUUAUCAACUUGCAAGGUUUUCGCUUUUUCUUCAUCUUUUUUUCUUCUUCUUCUUCUCUGGUUGUUUGUUGACAUGGUUGUUAAACUUUUCUAUUAAAAAUUCACCUUAAUCAGUUAAUCAUGUUUCCAUAUCACCUAAUCCACCCUCUGAUACUGUUAAUUUAAUUGUUUCCAAUUUCUAUUCUCCCUCUCUCUCUCUCUCUCUCUUUUGGAAUUAUCUUUUUCCAAUCAACUGUUGUUUACUUUUCAGUGUCUACAGUUUGUUGAUUGAUUUUCAACUGUUUUUCCUUUUUGUUUGUGAAUUUUUCUUAAAUUAAUUGUGAGAAUUUGUUUCAUGUGGUAAAAGUUCCAUUAUAAUCCAUCCUCCGAUUCAUCUUUUGUUUGUCAUUCUCAUAAACUAACUAUGGGUUAGUAUUUGUGGACAUUGGAAUCUCAUUUUUUUUUCUUUGACAAAACGGACAAUCAAUCACAAAUUUCUCUUCACCUCAAUUAACUCAAUCUCCAAUAAUCAUCGCUAAUAACAUGCAUCAACUAUUCGUUGAGGUGUUAACCAAACGGGAUCUCUCUCGAGCUGGUGAUCUUUUCUCAAUUGAAGAUAAAAGCAUCGUACCUGAUUUAUCAGUUCUAAUCAAUGAGAUUCAAAGGAUUUCCAGUUCCAGAGAUUUUAACAAAGUUAACAACGAUCAAAGUGUUAUCGAAAUAUGUUUAGCUCGAAUUACAUCUGCAAUUAGAGAUUCAGGUACCAUUGAAGAACAUGCUCCAGCCUUGGUUUCCCUGUUGGAAUCAUGUCUCUCCCAUGACCUUAAGCCAAAUAAAAAGGACGAGGAUCCACCUCAUGCCAAAAUAGCUUCCGAUGUUGUCUCUUGUAUUUUUCUUAAUCACACCAAGAAAUCGCUUAUGCGAAUCGCUGUUCCCGUGGCCAUUAAGCUUCUCCAUCGAGGUAACAAAGAGUUGAGCCGAAAUUUAUCAAGUUAUCUUUCUCUUGCUGCCAUUAAUAAUUCUGAGGUACUUUCACCUCACAUUCAACCAAUUAUCGAUUCAAUUAUUGGUGGUAAUUAUUCACUGGUUCGAGUUUUACCCAAAAUCUAUUCCGUUAACAAGGAACCCAUUCACGAUCAUGUGAUGGCUCUUGUCUCUCUUUUACCUCAAUGUGAUACACCUGAGAAACUUUCGCUUCUUCACCUUUUCGCACUCAUCUCGAAAAAUAAACCCUCCAUCUUGGAAUCUAAUUUACCACAAUUUAGUGAGUGUUUAGCUCAAUCGCAAACAGCUUAUCAAACGUUACAAAUUUUCCUUGACAUGGCCAAUGUUGACCCUCGACCUUUCGUUGAAUAUGUUGGCCAGGUUAUCGCUGCUUGCGAAUUACAAAGUGGAAUGUUAUCAAUUGCGGCACAAUUCUUGGGUAUUAUCGGUAAACAGGAUAUCGAACAAGCUUGUGAUUGUGUUCGUUUUCUUACCUCGCAAUUAUCUCGAUCCGAUUUAUCAACAACCAUUACACUUUUACGAGAAAUCAAGUCGAUUGUUGAAGUUUUCCCUACCUUGAUACCAUCAUUUCUGAAUCAAAUUCUAGUACAAACCGAAAAUAGUACCUCAGCCACUGUUCAAAUUUACCUUCAACAAUUGAAUACUCUUAAUCAACAGGUAACCUCUUCCAAUGCCAUCACCGUAGUUCGUGUUAAUUGUGAUAACAAUUUAAAAGUUUCACCAGUAGGGUUAGGAGGAAACACUGGAAGCAAUCAGUUAACCACUACCACUGGUUUGACUGAUUCCCAAAUAUCAACUUCAUCUUCUUCCGCUCAUCAUCACCAUCAACCUCGUUCAAAAGGAAUCUAUUCAUUCUCAUCCAAUGCUCCCUCUUUCCAUCAUCGUAGUGUCCCCAGGUCAUCAAAUCUUCACGGUAUCUCAUCAAUUUCAUCUUCCUCAUCAACUGGACAAUCUCAUUCACUUCAUCAGCACCACCAUCAACCACAACAUAGUAGUAUCUUCAGCCACUCUGGACAUCCUCAUUCGUCGACUUCAUCGACAAACGGCUUCUAUCGAUCCAUGACUACCCUUGGACUUCCCAGUUACUCUUCCCGACAUCAGGUCAAUCGUAGGUCAAUCGAGAGCAUAAUGGCCGGAACGACAGCGUCAAGCUCACAGAAAAGUGCCUCAUCGUCUUAUCUUCUUGCUCUCCAAGAAAAGGAAUCAGCCGCUGCCGCUGCAUCCAAAUCAAAAACUGUCGCCACUUCCGUUGACUCUCAACUUCAAGGUACCAAUGCGGUUUUCUCGUCAACCUCUUCUUCUCAUUAUAAUAUUGAAAAUUCCCGUCUAGAGGGUAUUUCAAACAGUUUAAACUCUAAACUCAGGUCAACCUCAUCAGGUGAACAUCUUAAACAAAGUCGAACCUCUCUUCUUGAACCUUAUCCCAUGAGAGACGCUGUUCAACAUUUUUGCGAGAAACACAUCGAUAAGAUCAAAGCUUAUAUGCAGAAAAUUUCAGUCAAGAUUCCGUUACCCGUUAAAUGUACCAUAGAGGAAAAGAAGGCCAAAAAACUUGCCAAAUUACAUUUCGUUUGUCAAGGUAAAGGAACCAAUUGUUUGUACAGUAAAACCUUUUUCACCAUGAAAACCCGAAACGCACGAAUAUGGAUUCACUUAAUGUUUCUAGCACUUCAGGCCAAAGCACCGACAGCCUUGUGUACCAAUGAGGCUUCCGUUAAUGCAUUGAAAAAUUGUUGGGACACCUUGAAAGCGGAUAAUAAAACUUUCCUCACCUUGGUGACCUCAUCUUUCCCUGCGACCAAAGAUCAGGAUCUUUUAAUGAACGAACUUCGAUCUUCCCGAUAUUUUGAUGUUUUCGAGUUCAACGCUCUCAAUAAUAUCUGGGGUUGUUUUCUCUGUAAUCAUCCAGAUCGUGCUACCGAAUUUUUGCAAAAUUCUGAGCCCGUUAUCCAAGGCCAAUUGAAAGAAAAGAAAGGAAAAUGGAAACUUUUCCGUCGAUGGCGAACUCAUUAUUUCACCUUAUCGGGACUUCAUUUAUCUUACAGAGAAUCGAAAGACACCAAAGAAACUCAGCCGAUCGAAAUCGGGGAAAUAUUAAGCGUCAAGGCGAUUCCCAGUUCCAAAGGACGAACCAUUCCCAAAGCGUUUGAAAUUUUCACCAACGAGGAUAAAACUUAUGUCCUGAAGGCAAAAAAUAGUCUCAAUAAUGAACAAUGGGUUCAAUGUUUAUCCAUAGCAAUGGCACAUUCGCAGGCAAAGGAUACAAACGGUUGAACAAUUAACCAUAAUCACCUUUGAGAGGAUAAUCAAAAUAAAAGAAUCAAAUUGAACGAUGAAAAUCAAAUCAAUAAUCAACUAAUAAUAACAGUGAUUGUUUGUAAACAUCAUCAGCUGAUUGCAUUUGUUUAUUAUGUGAAAAAAAAACAUGAUAAUAAUCAUGAUUAUCAUUGAUUAUCCAAUAUUUAUGUAUUUUAUUGGAUGGAUGCAACAAUCAACAAUUAAUGCUAAUGAAUUACAACCAUACAAUUAAGCUAAUCUUUUCUUGAGUAUAUGCAAUGAAUUACAAGAAUAUGA